AUGGAAUACAAAUCUGUUUUUGAACUUCGACAGCAUAUAGCAGACAAUGUGACCCCUCCCAAGGGAAGGCAUCGGCCCCCGGUGAGCGGGUGUAGUGGGUCAAGUGUUGAGAGUUCUCCAAGUUCCGGUUAUUCAGGUGAUGCUGGUAUGGAUGCAAUUUUGGACGACCCAACAGCUCUCGUUUGUGAGGUUCCUGGACUCGACAAACUAAGGGCUCUCAGCGUCUCAUUAAAAAAUGAAGAGGCCGUACAAAACUAUGUGGAGGCGCGAAAUCUUUCGGUGGAGGAGGCCACGCGGUACAUUAUGAAUAACGGAAGUACUGGACAGAAGAAGUCUCUGUUUCAGCGGCUGGGCGACACACUUAACGGGUUGGAAAUGACUGCUAUGUCACAAGUGUUGAUGAUUGUCGUUGAUUUUAUGUGGGUGCAGGAUCCCGAGUUGCAGUGCUUUGCCCCUGGAGCACUAUUAGGUGUCCUGCCGCUGCUGAGUAGUUCUGUGGUUAGGGAACUUAUGAUGGUGACUAGCACUAUGCUAAACGUGAAAACCGCAGAAAUCCGAAUAGCGUGGAAUAAACUUUUCCUUGCCUUUGUAGAUCACCUCACCGCGAAGCAACUUGACAAUGACAUGGUUCCACUAGCUCUGAAGAAAGCAGAACAUAUAGAACCACAGGAUCAGCGUGAGCUUAGCUGCGAUCUAAUCGGUGCCGUUUGUCAUCAUCUGCCCCGCGAUAUUGUGGAGCGCAAAUUGCUUAAUAAGGUGCUUGCGCUUUGCCAGGACACUAACGUGGGCGUAAGGCGACAUAUGUGUCAGCAGUUGGGCACAGUUGCCCGUUCACUUGGUGUCGACAAGGCGAAAGAGAAGGUCGCUCAGGAGCUAUUUGAGCUACUUAACGACGAGGAUCAAACUGUGUCACGUGCAGCAUUUUCUUGUUUGAUAGACUUGGUCGAGUUUUUCGGCCCUGCCUAUCGCCGCGAGCGUCUCUACCCGAUAAUAAGGGGGUUUAUAUCUCACCCACCGGAGGAGGUAGUGAGCCUUAUUGUUGGUGAAUUUGGGCGCUUUUUGUGGGAAAUCAAGGCAGACAUUCAGACAAGUGAUGACGUCGCUAUGUUUGCCACAUUUUAUCAGGAUGCAGCGUUGAAGGGGGACGACCACACCCGUUACCGGUGUGCAUACAAUCUACCUUCUGUUGUUGCUUCGCUACCCGUUGAUGUGUUUCCAACCCACUUGGCUCCUUGUUGUGAGGCACUAUCAACCGAUGUUUGUGAGUCUGUUUGUCAGAGCCUGGCUUCUGGAUUGCAUGAAUUAGUCAAGCUUAUCGGUGACCGAGCCGCUGAGUAUUUGCGGAAACCGUUCCUGAACCUCCUCCAUAGUUCUAAAAAGAGUGUCCUGAAGGCCCUCUCCGGUCACACAUGUGUUUUACUUGAUUGCUUCUCCCAGCAACUCAAACCGGCGGACCGUACGGCGUUCUUCUCGACGAUAGAGGAUAUUUUGCUGGACCUUGCCUCCCGUGCUGACAGGGACUGGCGGAUCAUGGAAUACGUGCUGAACAUUCUUUGCUCUUACUACAAGGAGUUGAAUGAGACGUCUUUGCACGAAAAGUUUCUGCCAGUGCUCCUAAGAUAUGAGAAAUAUGGGGCGUACUGUUUGAAAAACCAGUGCGCUGAAAUGUGUAUAAAGAUUUCUGCAGCGCUAUGUAGCGUUAAUAGCAAAGUACAAUUCUUCAGUAAGUUGAACAAUGAGUAUGCACAUAGCCCUCUGGCUUCCGUGCGUCAGGGUUAUCUACGCUUUGUAAGAGCUGCUUGCGGUGAGUUUUCUCGGCGUUUUAUUAGAGAACGGAUGCUUGAAUGCUGUUUUGAGCUUCAACAUGAUAAUAUGGAAGGAGUGCGACUGGAGCUGGCUCGCAUACUGCCGCUGCUGCGGAAGGUGCUGGAACCGUUAACGACAGGCACUGUGCUAGAUGAGUAUCAGGACAUGGUGCGUCGUCUGCAAAUGGAUGACAGUAGUGAGGUGCGUGCUGUGGCAGUUGACAGUGUGGAUAUAAUAGAAGCCCGUGAGCGGGAGUUGAAGCGAGACGCAGGAAAGAACAAAUUCGAAGAAGAAUCCAGGGAGGACAGACGGCGUGAAAUGUCUGAAGGUCAGCUUCUGGACGUAGCGAAAGAAUAUGACAAAGCUGAACGCAGGUCGAAGCUGCGAGACCUCCUCAAAUCUGAGAGGGAAAAGGAGCAAGCGGAAGCUACGCGGAAACUUGGGGUGGGGCGACGAUCAAUGAAACCGAGUUCGGCACAAUCGCAGGUGAAACGGCCACAGCAAAGUCCCGUGAGAGCCCCAAUAGCUGGUCCUUCCCGGCAGAAACGGCAUUAG
This is a messenger RNA of Trypanosoma brucei brucei TREU927, 2361 nucleotides long. RefSeq lists its product as hypothetical. The coding region runs from base 1 to 2361 and encodes 786 amino acids. NCBI's taxonomy places the organism in Eukaryota, Euglenozoa, Kinetoplastea, Trypanosomatida, Trypanosomatidae. The transcript has a single exon. The record is from RefSeq and is a predicted model, not a curated record.